AUGUCUGCUGGGGAAGAAGGGAGCCGGGGCCGCCCCAAGUCGAAGGGCAAGACCCUGAGCAGCUUUUUUGGGUCCCUGCCCGGCUUCGGCGCUGCCCGGAACCUGGUGGCCAACGCCCGUGGCUCUGGGAAGGAGGCCCGGCCGCCCCCCGACCCCACGGCCGCGCCAGCUCGGGCCCAGGCGGCCUCGGAGCCGGAGCAGGUGGCCGGGGAAACGGAGAAGCUGCAGGGGCCUUCGAAUGAGCUGACCGCAGCGGCCCAGGCCGGCUCCACGAUGACUCGGACCAAAGAUGCCCUCUCCUCGGGGAUAACCAGCAUGCUGGACUCGGCCAAGGGUGUGGUCCAGGGCGGCCUGGACACCACACGGUCAGCCCUGGCCAGCACCAAGGAUGCAGCAUCUGAAGGGGUCCUGGGGGCCGUGGGGAUGGCCAAAGGGGUGGUGCAAGGGGGCCUGGACACCUCCAAGGCUGUCCUCACAGGUACCAAGGACACGGUGGCCACCGGACUCUCGGGAGCCGUAAACGUGGCCAAGAGCACCGUGCAGGCUGGCAUAGACACCAGCAAGACCGUGCUGACCGGAACGAAGGACACAGUGGCCACCGGGAUCGCAGGCGCUGUGAACAUGGCCAAAGGGACAGUGCAGACCGGCCUGGACACCACCAAGUCUGUGGUCAUGGGCACCAAGGACACAGUGGCCACUGGCCUCAUGGGGGCUGUGGAUGUGGCCAAAGGGACAGUCCAAACGGGUCUGGACACUUCGAAAGCUGUCCUCACAGGCACAAAAGAUACAGUGGCCACAGGGCUCACGGGGGCCGUGAAUGUGGCCAAAGGCACAGUGCAGACCGGCCUGGACACCACCAAGAGCGUGCUGACCGGCACCAAGAACACAGUGGCCCCUGGGCUCACAGGAGCUCUGAACAUGGCCAAAGGGACGGUGCAGACCGGCCUGGACACUUCAAAGGCUGUCCUCACGGGCACCAAAAACACAGUGGCCACGGGGCUCACGGGGGCCAUGAAUGUGGCCAAAGGGACAGUGCAGACAGGCCUGGACACCACCAAGUCUGUGGUCAUGGGCACCAAGGACACAGUGGCCACUGGACUCACAGGGGCCACAAAUGUGGCCAAGAGUGCUGGGACAAUGCAGACCGGCCUGGACACUUCAAAGGCUGUCCUCACGGGCACCAAAAACACAGUGGCCACAGGGCUCACGGGAGCUGUGAACGUGGCCAAGAACGCCGUGCAGGCUGGCGUGGACACCAGCAAGACCGUGCUGACCGGCACAAAGGACACAGUGGCCACUGGGCUCACAGGGGCUGCAAACAUGGCUAAAGGGACAGUCCAAGCGGGCCUGGACACUUCAAAGGCUGUCCUCACGGGCACAAAAAACACAGUGGCCACGGGGCUCACAGGCGCCAUGAAUGUGGCCAAGAGCGCUGUGCAGGCUGGCAUGGACACCAGCAAGACCGUGCUCACUGGAACGAAGGACACAGUCAGCAGUGGAGUCACCGGUGCCAUCAAUGUGGCCAAGGGGACAGUGCAGACCGGCCUGGACACCAGCAAGUCUGUGGUCAUGGGCACCAAGGACACAGUGGCCACCGGACUCACAGGGGCCACAAAUGUGGCCAAGAGCGCUGUGCAGGCUGGCGUGGCCACCAGCAAGACCGUGCUGACCAGAACGAAGGACACAGUGGCCACCGGGCUUUCAGGGGCUGUGGACGUGGCCAAGAGUGCCGUACAGGCUGGUAUGGACACCAGCAAGACCGUGCUGACCGGCACGAAGGACACAGUGGCCACCGGGCUCACAGGGGCUGCAAACAUGGCCAAGGGAACGGUCCAGACCGGUCUGGACACCACCAAGUCUGUGGUCAUGGGAACGAAGGACACAGUGGCCACCGGGCUCACGGGGGCUGUGGACGUGGCCAAGGGGACUGUGCAGACUGGUCUGGAUACCACCAAAUCUGUCAUCAUGGGCACCAAGGACACAGUGGCCACCGGGCUCACAGGGGCCACAAAUGUGGCCAAGAGCGCCGUGCAGGCUGGCGUGGCCACCAGCAAGACCGUGCUGACUGGAACGAAGGACACAGUGGCCACUGGGCUCACAGGGGCCACAAAUGUGGCCAAGAGCGCCGUGCAGGCUGGGGUGGCCACCAGCAAGACCGUGCUGACCGGAACUAAGGACACAGUCAGCAGUGGGGUCACCGGUGCCAUCAAUGUGGCCAAGGGGACAGUGCAGACCGGCCUGGACACCACCAAGUCUAUGGUCAUGGGCACUAAAGACACAGUGUCCACAGGGCUCACGGGGGCCAUGAACGUGGCCAAGACGGCUGUGCAGGCUGGGGUGGAUACCAGCAAGACCAUGCUCACUGGAACAAAAGACUCGGUCAGCAGUGGGGUCACUGGCGCCAUCAAUGUGGCCAAGGGCGCUGUCCAGGGUGGCCUGGACACUUCGAAAGCUGUCCUCACAGGCACAAAAGAUACAGUGGCCACCGGGCUCACAGGGGCUGUGAACGUGGCCAAAGGGACAGUGCAGACCGGCCUGGACACUUCAAAGGCUGUCCUCACGGGCACCAAAAACACAGUGGCCACGGGGCUGACAGGGGCCACAAACUUGGCCAAAAGCGCCAUGCAGGCUGGUGUGGACACCGGCAAGACUGUGCUGACCAGCACGAAGGACACGGUGAGCAGCGGGCUCACUGGUGCCAUCAAUGUGGCCAAAGGGACGGUCCAGACUGGCCUGGACACCACCAAGAGCGUGCUGACCGGCACCAAAAACACAGUGGCCCCUGGGCUCACAGGAGCUCUGAACAUGGCCAAAGGGACGGUGCAGACCGGCCUGGACACUUCAAAGGCUGUCCUCACGGGCACCAAAAACACAGUGGCCACGGGGCUCACAGGGGCCAUGAACGUGGCCAAGAGCGCCGUGCAGGCUGGUGUGGACACUGGCAAGACCAUGCUGACCGGCACGAAGGAUACAGUGUCCACCGGGCUCACGGGGGCUGUGGACGUGGCCAAGAGCACUGUACAGGCUGGUGUGGACACCAGCAAGACCUUGCUGACCGGCACGAAGGACACAGUGGCCACCGGGCUCACAGGGGCUGUGAAUGUGGCCAAGGGAACAGUGCAGACCGGCCUGGACACUUCAAAAGCUGUCCUGACAGGUACCAAAAAUACAGUGUCCACGGGGCUCACAGGAGCUGUGAACGUGGCCAAAGGGACAGUCCAGACGGGUCUGGACACCACCAAGUCUGUUGUCAUGGGAACCAAGGACACAGUGGCCUCGGGGCUGGCGGGGGCUGUGAACGUGGCCCAGGGCACCGUUCAAUCCGGCCUCCAUGCAACCCAGAACGUGGCUCUGGGUGCCAAGGCCACAAUCUGCAGCGGGGUCACCCAGGGCAUGGAGGUGGCCAGAGGCACCGUCCAGGGUGGCCUGGACACCAGCGACGCCACGCUGGCUGGCAGCAGAGCCGUCACAUCCACCCGACUCACGGAGGCAGAAGAGGUGAUCACGGGCGCUGUCCACGCUGGAGCUGGUGCUGCGUGGAGUGGGGCCCCGGGCAGCCCUGACGGGGGCGGAGCCCACAGUGAGCUCAUGGAUGCACACCGGGUAGACAUAGCGCCGGCCAGGCUGUGCCAUGAGCUGCGAGGGCUGGGGGAGCUCUUCCACCCCAUGAGCGCCCAGGAGCAAGCCCAGCUGGAGGCCUCGGAGCCGGGGCCGAAGGUGCUCUCGGCUGACCAGGCCAGCUACUUCGUGUGUCUCGGGGAUCUGGCCCCCACCUUCCGCCAGCGGGCUUUCGAGCACAGCCUGAGCCACGUUCAACACAGUCAGUUCCAGGCCCGGGACGCCCUGGCCCAGCUGCAGGAUGCCUUCCAGACGAUGGAGGCCGAGGUGCAGGCUCCAGGAGAGCAGCAGUGUGGAGAUGGGGAAGCUAGCCCCACAGCGGACCACACAGAGGUGCCAGGCGCCGAGGCUCUGUCCAGGGUCUGCACCCUCCUCCGCCAGCUGCACUCGGCCUACAGCGGCCUGGCCUGCGGCCUGCGGGGCCUGUCGGAGCCCCAGCGGCAGCUGGGCCGCGCCCGCCACAGCCUGUGUGAGCUCUACAGCCUGGUGUCCUCCGUGGGCUCCGCCGUGGAGCUGCCAGCCGAGCGCCUGGCCCAGAGCCGGGAGGGCAUGAGCCACGCAUGGCAGGGGCUGGAGGCGCAGCUGGAGGCCCUGCAGCACAGCCCCCCGCUCGGCUGGCUCGUGGGGCCCUUCGCCACGGGCCCCCGUGCGCACCAGCUGUAG
Messenger RNA from Dipodomys ordii (Ord's kangaroo rat), 4281 nucleotides. It is a transcript of the gene Plin4, whose product is annotated as perilipin 4. The record is from RefSeq and is a predicted model, not a curated record. Gene Ontology annotation, cellular component: plasma membrane. The transcript has 10 exons. The coding region runs from base 1 to 4281 and encodes 1426 amino acids. NCBI's taxonomy places the organism in Eukaryota, Metazoa, Chordata, Mammalia, Rodentia, Heteromyidae.